AUGAGUGAUGAAAACACGGUUUCCGAGCUCGCUGACUUUAUUCUUCGGUAUCUGCAAGAGCAGACUGCCGGUGCACCAACGGCAGCCGCUGUGCCACAGUCAGUCCUGCUGAACGCUGCUCGUCUCCAGUGGAGCAGCCAUUUUCGAGGACCUGGAGGGUCAGACGCAACUGUCGUUGGACGUCAGUCAGCGUCUGCGCUUGAAGAGCAAAUCGCAACCGCUCUAAACGCGCUGCUCAGGGCGGGCGAAGUGCAGCUGGUACGCAGGCAACGCGGCUCUGGGGAGCUCAUGGUGCAACUCGCCCGAGCGCAACGGAAGCGGCUGGCGGGCCUCACAAACACCGAACGUGCCGUCUAUGAACAGAUCCGAGCGGCUGGCGAACACGGCAUCUGGGUUCGACACAUCCGGGGACGUCUCGGCUUGCCACUAGCGGAUGUGAAUCGAACCCUCAAAGAGCUCCAGCGACGUGAGCUGGUGAAGCAGGUACAAAGUAUUCGUAAUAAGACGCGUAAGCUGUACAUGUUGGCUGAGCUUGAACCCUCUCGCGAGGUCACCGGCGGGCCCUUCUAUGAUGAGGAAGGCACCUUUGACCACGAGUUCAUUCACCGGCUGCGGGAGCUCGUAUGGCGACGGCUUCUGCAUACACCCUGGACAAGCGCGCUUGAGCUGACGCAAUUUCUGAACCAGAGCAAUGUGUUGCGCUUCAGUCUCGAAGUUGCUGAUCUGGAACAAGUCCUCCAAACCAUGUGCUGGGAUCUGAUGCUCUGUCGAGCAACCGAGGCGAGUGCGAUGGUCCGUCAAGUCCGCAGCGCUCGCGGCGAUGUGACGCAGCAUCAGCAGCAGUUGCAGUCCAGAAGCGUGCAAAAGCCAUCCAGAGAACGAUGUAGUACUUUGGCUAAGCGCACCUUCUUUUACGCGUGCCUGCAUGGACGUGACGGGCUCGCAUCUGUGCCCGAUGCCUACGUGCCGCCGGAGAGGCUCGGCUUUGGCAAUGUGCUCAGUCAAGUGCCGUGUUCCAAGUGCCCAGUGCGAGAUAAGUGCUCGCAACAAAAUCCCCAGGUCAAUGCGCGUCUAUGCCCGUACAUGGAAGCAUGGUCGCGAUCCAUGUGUACCUGA
Molecule: messenger RNA, 1116 nt
Organism: Cyanidioschyzon merolae strain 10D
Lineage: Eukaryota; Rhodophyta; Bangiophyceae; Cyanidiales; Cyanidiaceae
Product: RNA polymerase III subunit C34
Exons: 1
Coding region: 1-1116 (371 amino acids)
Biological process (GO): transcription by RNA polymerase III
Cellular component (GO): RNA polymerase III complex
Source: RefSeq, a predicted model, not a curated record